This is a messenger RNA of Budorcas taxicolor (takin), 2709 nucleotides long. RefSeq names its product nuclear receptor coactivator 7 (gene NCOA7). Bases 16 to 2709 code for a protein of 897 amino acids. NCBI's taxonomy places the organism in Eukaryota, Metazoa, Chordata, Mammalia, Artiodactyla, Bovidae. Gene Ontology annotation, biological process: response to oxidative stress; regulation of transcription by RNA polymerase II. The record is from RefSeq and is a predicted model, not a curated record. The transcript has 14 exons. Gene Ontology annotation, cellular component: nucleus.
GAGACAGCCUCAGCUAUGGCUGCAAGGACUCAUUCUGGAAAAGAAGAUGCUAGUAAAGUCAUUUUAGAGCAAGACAAGUGCAACAUUGCUGUGCAAGAGGAGUACGUUACUGAUGAGAAAAAGAAGAGAAAAAGUAAUCAGUUAAAGGAGAUCAGGCGCACAGAACUGAAGAGAUAUUAUAGUAUUGAUGACAAUCCAAACAAAACACAUGAUAAAAAAGAGAAGAAGAUGGUGGUUCAGAAGCCCCAUGGUACUAUGGAAUACACUGCUGGAAGCCAGGACACCCUAAACUCCAUAGCACUGAAAUUUAACAUCACUCCCAAUAAAUUAGUGGAACUGAAUAAGCUUUUCACGCAUACUAUUGUUCCAGGCCAGGUUCUUUUUGUGCCCGAUGCCAACUUUCCCUCGAGUACCUUAAGGUUAUCAUCAUCCAGCCCUGGUGCUACUGUCUCUCCUUCAUCAUCAGAUGCAGAAUACGAUAAACUGCCUGAUGCUGACUUAGCAAGAAAGGCCUUAAAACCCAUCGAGAGAGUCUUAUCAUCCACUUCGGAAGAGGAUGAGCCAGGAGUGGUAAAAUUUUUGAAAAUGAAUUGCCGGUACUUCACUGAUGGAAAGGGUGUAGUCGGAGGCGUCAUGAUUGUCACUCCUAACAACAUCAUGUUUGACCCUCACAAGUCCGAUCCCUUGGUCAUUGAAAAUGGGUGUGAGGAAUACGGCCUCAUCUGCCCCAUGGAAGAGGUCGUUUCCAUCGCCCUCUACAAUGAUAUCUCCCACAUGAAGAUCAAAGAUGCCUUGCCAUCGCCUGGAGAAUGGGAAGACCUGGCUUCAGAAAAGGAUAUCAACCCAUUCAGUAAGUUCAAAUCUCUCAACAAAGAAAAACGGCAACAGAACGGAGAGAGGACAGUCACUUCAGAUUCCACAUCAGUAGGACCUUCAGAGAAGUCAACAGAAUACAUAGAAACGAAGCCCUCAGACAGCUCUGUAUCAGUCAAGGUAAAGAAACUGGAAUCCUCCGCAGAGGCAACCCAACAAUCUACCCCAGUAGCUAACGUCAGCAAGGAACCUUCUGACACUCAGGCUGCGUUUGAAUCUAUAGCCAAAGAAAAUUCUCUUUUAGGGGAAGAUGAUGACUUCGUUGACUUGGAAGAACUUUCUUCUCAAACUAAAGGUGUAACGGACAAAAGAGACACCGCAAAGGAGUGCCUUUCUCUUGACCCAGAGGAACGAAGGAAGACUAAAGCACAACUAAUCAGUUCUACUACGGAAAUUCAGUCCGCCCUGAACUUUUCGGGAACAGAGUGUGAUGCUGAACUGAAGGGAGCCCUAGACUUAGAAACCUGUGAGAAACAAGAUAUAAUGCCCGAGGUGGACAAGCAGUCUGGGUCCCCAGAAAGCCAGGUGGAAAACACACUGAACAUACAUGAAGAUCUAGAUAAAGUCAAACUCAUUGAAUAUUACCUUAAUAAGAACAAAGAAGGGUCACAGUUACCUGAUAACAUGCAGAAGGCAGAAUUAAGCGAUGGCAAAAGUACUGAGCCAGUGGGCAUAGACAUCACCCUUAGUAGUUCUCUUCCCCAGACAGGUGAUCCCCUGAUUGAGGGCAAGGAAGAGCCAGAUAAACCCUGGGCGAGAGAGAGAGCAGCCCUUCCGUUGCAGCUGAGCUCCUCUGCAGAAGAAGGUAUGAAUAAAGAGUAUCCAGACUCCUCUUUGGAAUCUACCCUGGACAACAGCUGCCAAGGUGCACAAAUGGAUAAUAAAUCUGAAAUUCAGUUAUGGCUAUUAAAGAGAAUUCAGGUACCCAUUGAAGAUAUACUUCCUUCAAAAGAAGAGAAAAGCAAAACUCCACCCAUGUUUCUGUGCAUUAAAGUGGGAAAACCAAUGAGGAAAUCCUUUGCCACUCACACGACAGCUGUGGUCCAGCAGUAUGGCAAACGAAGAAAGCAGCCGGAGUACUGGUUUGCUGUUCCUCGGGAGAGGGUGGAUCACUUGUACACGUUCUUUGUCCAAUGGUCUCCUGACGUCUAUGGGAAAGACGCCAAAGAGCAAGGCUUUGUGGUGGUGGAGAAAGAAGAACUGACUAUGAUCGACAACUUCUUCAGUGAGCCAACCACCAAGAGCUGGGAGAUCAUCACAGUCGAGGAGGCAAAACGCAGGAAGAGCACGUGCAGCUACUACGAAGAUGAGGACGAGGCCGCCCUGCCGACCCUGCAGCCCCACAGCGCGCUUCUGGAGAACAUGCACAUCGAGCAGCUGGCCCGACGCCUUCCAGCCAGGGUGCAGGGCUAUCCAUGGAGACUCGCAUACAGCACGCUAGAGCAUGGGACCAGCUUGAAAACUCUCUACCGGAAGUCAGCAGCACUAGACAGUCCUGUCCUAUUGGUCAUCAAAGAUAUGGAUAAUCAGAUCUUUGGAGCAUAUGCGACUCAUCCUUUCAAGUUCAGUGAUCACUAUUAUGGCACAGGCGAAACUUUUCUCUACACAUUUAGCCCCCAUUUCAAGGUCUUCAAGUGGAGUGGAGAAAACUCAUACUUUAUCAAUGGAGACAUAAGUUCUUUGGAACUUGGUGGUGGAGGGGGACGAUUUGGCUUAUGGUUAGAUGCCGACUUAUACCAUGGACGAAGCAACUCCUGCAGCACUUUUAAUAAUGAUAUUCUUUCCAAAAAGGAAGACUUCAUAGUUCAAGACCUCGAGGUAUGGACAUUCGAGUGA